UUCAGAGACUAAAGUGUCCUCAUGAGUUGGAUAGAAGAUGGAGACGGAGACGUGUUUGUCUUUCUCCUCGCAGGGCGGCAGGAGGACGCCACAAAGCUCCCCACCGCCUCUGGAGCACAGCGGCUCCUUCCUGCCGUGCAAUGAGCUGCACAAAGCCGCGCACCUCGCUCCUCUUCCUCAUCGCCUCAGCGGGCGCUCGGACGUGUAUGCCGUAGCAGCCGUGGGGAGCUUCGGCGAGGUCGACUUUACGCACGACGUGGUCCCGCCAAACCGCCCCGAGUCACCGGUCAAACACAGCAAGUUCUUGGACAGUUUGAACCAGGACCACAAGCCCAAUGUUAUAACAGGGAAGGCGCCCUUCUACGAGGUCACCUCAGAACUCAGAGAAAAAGGAGCUCUAAAAAGCCUGGGCUACUCUGGCAUGGGCACUGACUGCUGUGGGAAGUUGAAGGAGGCAGGCGGAGGCUUGCAGGGUGACUCCAUCGCCGACUCCAUCGACCUCUCGGGCAAAAACAAGAAGCGGCGCAAUCGCACCACCUUCAGCACCUUCCAGCUGGAGGAGCUAGAGAAAGUCUUCCAGAAGACGCACUACCCAGACGUGUACGCUCGUGAGCAACUGGCCCUGAGGACCGAGCUCACCGAGGCCCGAGUUCAGGUUUGGUUUCAGAAUCGUAGAGCCAAGUGGAGGAAACGGGAACGCUAUGGGAAGAUACAGGAGGUCCGCAACCACUUCACGACAGCAUAUGAUAUUUCUCUUCUUCCUCGCCAUGACACCUACCAGAUGCAGGGCAAUCUGUGGACGGGGGCGCCAGGAGGAGGUGGCGGUUCGGGUGCUGGUUGUGUCAUCGGACAUGAGUCGUUACCCCCAUCCUGCAUGGGUCCAUACCCUCACCCUCAUAGCAAUCUGCAGGGCUUCAUGGGCAUUCCCACAUCACCCAGCCAUCACCAUCACCCGCCGCACCAUCCAGGCAUCAACAGCCUUUAUUCUCUCCACGGCUUCCCAGGAACCCUCGGAUCUCCAUCCAUCGAGGGUCCAGAGACCGAUUACAAGCCCACGGGCCUAAUGGCACUGCGUAUGAAAGCCAAAGAUCCCGGCAGCAUUCUCUCCUGGCCUACAUGACAACACUGUCAUCUCCCCCGCAUACACUGACUGAGCCAAAGCAUAUUAAUCCCUGACCUGUACGCAGUCCCAGAUGUACACACCCCUCUCAGCGUACAACUCCCAUAUUUCCUCUUAACAUUUCUUAACUUGGAGACUUUUCAAAACUAUGAAGAUUUUGCAAUUGGAAAUGCAUGAAGCCAAAGCGCACUGUGAGACCAAAAAAUACAAAUUCUUGUCUGGACAUUUCUUGUUUCCGACUGAAGGUUGAUAUCACAUUGCUGCAAGACCAAAGGAAAUGUUAGUAAACCCUGUAAUUAUUAUUCUAGUAAUCAUUGUUCGAUGUCUGUUUUGCAUUAUAGUGUGACCAGUAAU
Molecule: messenger RNA, 1474 nt
Organism: Dunckerocampus dactyliophorus (ringed pipefish)
Lineage: Eukaryota; Metazoa; Chordata; Actinopteri; Syngnathiformes; Syngnathidae
Gene: alx3
Product: ALX homeobox 3
Exons: 4
Coding region: 38-1120 (360 amino acids)
Biological process (GO): regulation of transcription by RNA polymerase II
Molecular function (GO): RNA polymerase II transcription regulatory region sequence-specific DNA binding; DNA-binding transcription factor activity, RNA polymerase II-specific
Source: RefSeq, a predicted model, not a curated record